This is a messenger RNA of Macaca mulatta (Rhesus monkey), 2594 nucleotides long. Lineage: Eukaryota; Metazoa; Chordata; Mammalia; Primates; Cercopithecidae. The record is from RefSeq and is a predicted model, not a curated record.
AUUGCACCACUGCACUCCAGCCUGGGCAACAGAGCGAAACUCCAUCUCAAAAAAACAAAAACAAAAACAAAAACGCCUGCAGCUCAGCACCUGCCCAAACAGCUGCCAACAAAAGCAGCUGUCACUGGUCUGCCCAGUAUUGUGUUUGAGACCCAGUUUUGUGUUUGAGGCCCUGCUGAGAUAGGCUCCUGAGGGCAUCUCCUGAUCUGCGGAUUGCAAAAAUCUGUGGGAAAAGCUUAGUACCCUUGGUGGGUAGCACUGUCCCUUACCACUUCCCUUGGCUGGAGAGCGAGGUCCCCCUGCCCUGUGCAGUUCCUGGGUGAAGCAAUACCCUGCUUCUUCUUGCUCUCUGUGGGUCAUGCCAACCAUCUAGUCAGUCCCAAUGAGAUGAACUGGGUAUCAGUUUCCAACUCAGUUGGAAAUGCAGAAAUCAGCCACCUUCCUCCUUCCUCUCACCAGCAGCUGCAGACCAGAGCUGCUUCUAGUCGGCCAACUUGGCCCCUCCCCACAGAGAAAUGAGGUACGGGGGAGAGAAACACCUACUUGGAAAGCACCUACACAACUGAAUUGGAAAAUGUGGAAAGGGGAUUGGGGAAGGGGGACUCUUCUUGACAUCGGGCUCCAGUGCUUACAGCAAAGGGAACUUGGGCAAGUUACAGAUUCUCUGUGCCUUGGUUUCUUCAUCAGCAAAACAGAAUCAUCCCAUAAACUGUAAGGUCCGUGGUAUCAGAGUGUCCCCAAACUGACUGCACAUCUGAGUCAUGUUAACAAACACAUUCCAGGCCCCACCUGAGGGCACUGAAUCAGAAUCCCUGCAAGGAGGACACUGGACAUCUAUUUGCACUGACCUUCCAGGUGUUUCUUACUUUGGUCAACUUGCGGGUAGGAAUCAUUGAGCUCCAUCACAUCAUUCCAAAGCCAAAACACAAAAGCAGAACAAGAAUGUAUUCAAUGCAGUCUCUAAAGAGGAGAAAACUGUUGGGGGAACCUAGAAGUGAAGGAGACAUGCCUUGCUGGGCUCCAUCUUAACUUUAUCCUGAGUAUGGCAGAGACACGAGCCCUUCGGGACACAUGCCUGAGGCAGUGACAGUCCAACCUUGGAACAGUGGAAGCCCUAGUUUCAAAUUCAAGCUUGCUUUGAGUAGAUGUUAAGUUUACAUCUUUUUGCAUGGCAACAGGGCCAACUUUCUCCAAGCUGCUCAACUUACAAGAAAAGGAAUCGUACUGCUAAGACUUCAAACUUCAGCAGACUUGGGACAAUUGUGUUCACUAGAUCAGAAGCACUGAGACAUGAAGAAAAGACCCCCUAAAAAGGGAAAGCAUUCCUUCCUGCUCUAGGACAUCCCUGCCAACUUCAGGGAGGUUGGAACACAGCUGCCCACUCUACAGUAUGGUUUGCUUUUGUGUCUGGAGAGUGUCUGACAUCCUGAGACCUGGACCCAUUUCAGAGAGCUUUGAGAAGAGCCUGAAUCACUGGUGGAAUUGGACAGUGCAUGUAAAUGGUUCAGCAGGAUGAGGUCCCUGACUCUACCUCUUCUGCCACAAACAUCAGCAUGGUGGUAUCUGCCGACCCUUUGUCCAGUGAGAGGGCAGAGAUGAACAUCCUAGAAAUCAACCAGGAAUUGCGCUCCCAGCUGGCAGAGAGCAAUCAGCAGUUCCGAGACCUCAAAGAGAAAUUCCUUAUAACUCAAGCUACUGCCUACUCCCUGGCCAACCAGCUGAAGAAAUACAAGUGUGAAGAGUACAAAGACAUCAUAGACUCUGUGCUGAGGGAUGAACAGCAGUUCGUGGAGAAGCUGGCAGAGAAGCUCAGACAAGCUGAGGAGCUCGGGCAAUAUAAAGCCCUGGUUCACUCUCAGGCACGAGAGCUGACCCAGUUACGGGAGAAGUUACAGGAAGGGAGAGAUGCCUCCCGCUCACUGAAUCAGCAUUUCAAGGCCCUCCUCACUCCUGAUGACCUUGACAAGUCCCAGGGUCAGGAUCUCCGAGAGCAACUGGCUGAGGGGCGCCGGCUGGCAGAGCGCCUUCUCCAGAAGCUGAGCCCAGAGAAUGAUGAAGAUGAGGAUGAAGAUGAGAAAGAUGAGGAGGUUGAGAAAGUACAGAAAUCACCUGCCCCCAGGGAGGUGCAGAUGGCUGAAGGAAAGGAAGUCCCUCAGGACUCACUGGAGGAAUGUGCUGUCACUUGUUCAAAUAGUCACGACCCAUCUGACUCCAACCAGCCUCACAGGAGCACCAAAAUCACAUCUGAGGAAGACAAAGUUGACUCUGCUCUGGUUGUAGAGAAUGAACCCUCUCAUGAUGAAGAGAAGGAAGCUCUAAACAUUCUCCCAGAAAAUCAGAAUGAUCAUGAGGAAGAGGAGGGGAAAGCACCAGUGCUCCCCAGACACCAUGAUAUAUCCAACUCUUACCUGCAUCAUGAAGUCACUUUCUUGGCGCUGGAUGAAGAGAAAGUUUGCUCUGCUCAGGAUGUUGCCAGGGAUUACUCCAAUUCCAAACAGGAUGAAACGCCACUUGGCUUCUUAGAAAAGCAAAAUAAUCUUGAAGAGGUGAAAGGAAAAGAAACAGUUGAUCCCAAUUAAAAAAAAUCAGGGGCU